Messenger RNA from Miscanthus lutarioriparius, 2010 nucleotides. Lineage: Eukaryota; Viridiplantae; Streptophyta; Magnoliopsida; Poales; Poaceae. The record is from the annotation of a GenBank genome assembly.
AUGGGUAAAUUGAAGGAAAGGAUAGACAUUAAAAAUUUGCAAAGUUUGAUGAUUUUUGGAGAAUACAGUAGGUUACACCUGAACGAGAGCGUUGGAUUUGAGCUAGGAGAGUUGGGGAAACUAGAAGUGCUUGGAGGAGAGCUCAAGAUAUCUGGACUUGAAAAUGUGAGAACCAGCCAAGAAGCUGAAGAGGCCAAACUGAUGGAAAAGAGGAAUUUAGUGAAGUUGGGAUUAGUUUGGAAUAGGAACCAAGAGUCCACCGGAGAUGAUGUCCUUUUUUUAGAAAAGGCUGGAGAUGAUAUCCUAGAUAGUCUCAAGCCACACUCUAAUAUUAGAAGACUUUGCAUUGUAAAUCAUGGUGGCUCUGUUGGUCCUAGUUGGUUGUGCAGCAACAUCAUAUACAUGAGAAACUUGGAGACCCUACAUCUAGAGAGCGUAUCAUGGGCCAACCUUCCACCUAUUGGGCAGAUGUAUCACUUAAGAAAGCUGAAGCUGAAAAACAUUCUUGGGAUAUCUCAGAUUGGACCUGAUUUCUUUGGUGGUACUACAGAAAAAAGUUUCACGCACUUGAUGGAAGUUCAGUUUUAUGAUAUGCCAGACCUUGUAGAGUGGGUUGGGGGAGCUAACUGUCAUCUGUUCUCAAGGCUUGAAAAAAUCAGUUGCACUGAUUGUCCCAUGCUCACAACGCUGCUGAUCUCAGGUUGGCCUAUUUCUUCUACAGAAGGCAACACUAAAUGGUUCCCUAGCCUUCGUGAUCUUCACAUUCUUAGAUGCCCGAAGUUGUGCCUUCCUCCCAUGCCUCACACUUUGAUGGUAUCCCGUAUUUAUACAGACUGCUUGUUUUAUUAUCGUACUAAGUUGGACAUUAGGAAUCCCUCUGAAUUGGUUUUCCACAAUCUUGGUGAUGUAGAAAGGUUGACAAUUCAGGAUGCAUCAUGCUUCUCAUUUAUGGAUCUUCAAAAGCUACAUUCCCUAGGACAUAUAGAGGUCAGUAGAUGUGAGGAAACCUUUUUGAGAGGACUGGAUGAUGGUGUUGUGCUCCACCAAGUCCAAUCUCUCAAACUCGAACACUUUUCACUUACCAGAAAAUCCUUGUCAAAUUUGUUCGAAUGUUUCCCAGCUCUUUCUAGUUUGGAUGUCAGGGCAUUAUCAGAUGAGGAUCAUGAGGAGGUGGUACUGCAGUUUCCACCCUCCAGCUCGCUGAGAAAUGUCCGCUUCGUUGGGUGUAAGAAUCUCAUCCUGCCUGUGGAUGAAGAGGAAGGAGUUGGGUUCUGUGGCAUCUCGUCGCUUGAGUCCGUGGCCAUAAUAAAUUGUAACAAGCUAUUCUCUCGGUGGCCCAUGGGAGGAGGAGGAGGAGCUCAGACUCAGAGCAUCAUCUACCCUCUCCCCCCUUCCCUCAAGGAACUGUCUUGUGGUCUACGACUAGUUAAUUGCAUGGAUAUCACAGUGGAUGGGUUUGUUUCUCUCAUCGCAAUCAACCUCGAGCGUUUGACGGUGCACAAUUGGAGAGAUGGUGAGGCUGAGCCAUACUCUGUAGCAGGAGAUCUACUUGCAGCGGUGGCAAGCACCAAAACAUUGCCCGCCGGUUCCUUCCAACUGGUGAGCCUUUAUGUGGACAGCAUCUCUGCAGUGCUUGUUGCUCCCAUCUGCAGCCGCCUCUCCGCUACCCUCCAGAGGUUAUACUUCGAUUGUGAUUGGUGGACAGAGAAGUUCACGGAAGAGCAGGACGAGGCGCUUCGGCUCCUCACGUCUCUCCAAGGCCUGUGGUUCAACAACUGCAGGGCUCUGCAGUCCCUCCCACAAGGGUUGCAUCGCCUUCCUUCUCUCCAGGAAUUAAGUAUCGGGGGGACUCAAAAAAUCAGAUCGGUGCCCAAGGAGGGCCUCCCCGAUUCACUGCGAUUGCUAUACAUAGAAAAUUGCAGUCCCGAGAUUUAUGAGGAAUGCCAGAAAUUAAGGGGAACGAGGCCAGAUAUACAUACUUUUGCCUUCAUUCGUGACGCGGAAAGCUGA